Messenger RNA from Suillus bovinus, 1889 nucleotides. RefSeq lists its product as uncharacterized. NCBI's taxonomy places the organism in Eukaryota, Fungi, Basidiomycota, Agaricomycetes, Boletales, Suillaceae. The coding region runs from base 499 to 1485 and encodes 328 amino acids. The record is from RefSeq and is a predicted model, not a curated record. The transcript is spliced from 11 exons.
ACAGGAUUCUUGCUCGUGCCGUAAAUAAUUACAAAGAAUGUCUGCAACGAGGAUCGGCUUGCCAAGGCGCCGUUCAAUCCUGUGCUAGAUCAAUGAUCUGAAUGGUGUCAUUGAUGGGCUGAGAUCGAACUCAUCGCUCAACUAUACCCAAAGAAUACUUCGAAGACGGCACUGCGAUGGCACGCCGCUGAAAUUGCGAACAGGUUUCCGAUCCUCAUGCACAUGGCUUGCUCAUGGCGGCGUUUCAAACAUUUUGCAAGUCACCACAUUGCAUGAUUGCAUCCACAUCUGCUACUUCCGAAUCGAUCUUAUCGAUAUAUUCCCGGAUGCACCGUCCUUUUGUACCUGAAUUCAUGCUGAAACCACUUACGAUAAACCAGAUAUCAUUUCUCUCACUUACUAAGGUUAAGCGCUGGAUGGUGUGGUAUAUCAAGCACGAAUGCGAUCGUUUUACGUCCACCAAGCUUCCCCGCUCGCUCGCUCCCAUCCUCUGACAGUAUGACUGUAGUCUCGAACGAUCCAAGUUACUGGCCAACCAUCGAUUCGACAAUUUUUUACAGCUAUUUCGUAGGUCCGUGGAGAGCCAGCCACAUGAUGACCGUGAUGACUCGAUUGACAUUGGCUGCCCGGGCUUCACAGUUACAAUCAUGUGCUGCGGUAAUAUACGAUUGGGGACUUACGUUCGGACAAGAGGUGGAGCUGAUCUGGAGGCAACGGUGGUCCAUGAUGACCGUUUUGUAUCUCAUUGCACGAUAUAUUGCAAUAGCAUUCUCUGUGAUCAACAUGUUGAUCAGUCUUCCAACGGUUUCGAAGACCGGUACAGUGAGCCUUAUUAUGAUUGACGCAAUUAAUUGGAUGAGUGACUUCAUACAUAUAAUACUCGGUGUCAUUGCGAUCGCUCGGCUGCAUGCCAUGUAUCAGGGAUCCAGAAAGAUGCUGACAUUUCUUAUUGUUAUCUUUCUGGCCAUCAGAAUCCCUGUCGAAGUGAUGAGCGCAAUGAUGACGGCGCAGAUUUCAGGGGAGGAAUACAUCCUUUCCGGCAUCUAUAGGUGCAGAAUUAGCUAUCCGGACAAUUCUAUAUUCCUGGGUUCUAUGACUUGGAUACUUGGCACUGUGUGGGAGGUCCUUUCACUGUGUCUCGCGGUCUGGAUUGCUGUGAAGCACUUCCGUGAACUACGAAGACGCUCAAACGGGAGGCAUUAUGGGGCACUGUUUUACGGUGUUAAUGCAAACUCACGUUACUUACUUUGCAAGGUGAGCUCACAACGUAAACUUGGUUUUCCUGUUCCGCUGAAGUUUGGCGCGCGCACUAGUUUUUGGCUGUCCUCUUCCCUGCAGAUCAGUUUUUUCUCUCCGACAUUCAUAGCGCACGAAGAUUCCCAGGGCAUUCAGAUUUAUAUCUGUCUGAUUCAAAUCUUCCAGAUGGCGCAGCUGUCCUGUGCUGGGACCACGUCUUAUCCUUGGCGUUCGAGAAUACAACGCUAAGCUCGUGGACGCCUCCGAUACAGCAACCGAUAUGACUUCAAUUGCUUUCCAAGAACGUGUUUUAUGUGGAAACUAGCACUACCGUGUAGUUCGGAAGAUGCUCGAUGUGAUUUACGACUGGUAGGCUGUCUGAUACAGAGCGGUUUUUGUAUUUAGUUUUGUCGCGGAACUUACUUAAGUUAUUUAAUGUUACAAGAUAUAUUCGAAAGAGAUAUCAAUAUUAAUGUUCCUACCACUUGCAAUUGCAUAAUCCCCACGGCCCUCCGGGCAGCCCAGGACCCUUCGUAUCAUUUCACAACAAAGAAAAAAAAGAAAACAAAAAUGCACGAUCACAGUUUUUCCAUUGGUAUAAACCUAGCUGAGAUCUUUGUCGAUGUUCCACGUACGGUAUUAGGAGAGCAAGG